AAACUGCCAAGAGUGCCAAGGCCAAGCCAAAAGGCAAUCCUUCUUUGGCAAAACCUGUUGUAAAUCAUGUCUGUAAUCGAUGUGCGAAAUGAGGAAUGGGAGAGGAACGGGCCGACCCCCGAGAACGAGCCUCAAGACGACAACGCGCAAAUGGACCCCGAUGGCCUCAUCGAGUCGAACUGGGACGAGGUGGCCCAGAACUUCGACGCCAUGAACCUGAAAGAAGAACUUCUCAGGGGGAUUUACGCUUACGGUUUUGAAAAACCUUCGGCCAUUCAGCAGCGCGCCAUUAUACCGUGCAUUACAGGACGCGACGUUAUUGCCCAAGCCCAGUCCGGCACUGGGAAAACGGCCACUUUUUCCAUCGCCAUUCUACAACAAAUCAACACUGCCUUGAGGGAAUGCCAAGCCCUCAUUCUAGCCCCCACCCGUGAGCUGGCCCAACAAAUACACAAAGUGGUUAUUGCUUUGGGAGAUUUUAUGUCCGCCCAGUGUCACGCCUGUAUAGGUGGCACUAAUGUUAGAGAGGACAUGAGAAAACUGGAAGCUGGAGCACACGUAGUUGUGGGGACUCCCGGUCGUGUAUACGACAUGAUAACCAGAAACGCCCUAAGGUCGCAAAGCAUCAAAAUGUUCGUAUUGGACGAGGCCGACGAAAUGCUAUCGCGAGGCUUCAAAGAUGUCAUUCACGAUAUAUUCAAGACUCUGAGUCCCGACGUUCAAGUGAUUUUGCUCUCCGCCACCAUGCCCCCGGAUGUACUAGAUGUAACCAAGUCUUUUAUGAGAAAUCCCAUUAGAAUUCUGGUGAAAAAGGAAGUGCUUACCCUGGAAGGUAUCAAGCAGUUCUUUGUCUACGUGGAGAAGGACGAGUGGAAGCUGGAAACGUUGUGCGACCUGUACGACACGCUGUCCAUCACCCAGGCCGUGAUCUUUUGUAACACUCGUCGCAAGGUGGACUGGCUCACCGAGAACAUGCACAAAAGAGAUUUUACGGUCAGCGCCAUGCACGGCGACAUGGAGCAGAAGGAGCGCGACGUCAUUAUGAGACAGUUCCGCACAGGGUCCUCCAGGGUUCUGAUCACCACGGAUCUGCUGGCCAGAGGCAUCGACGUUCAGCAAGUUUCCUUAGUUAUUAACUAUGACCUCCCUUCCAACAGGGAAAACUACAUACAUCGGAUCGGAAGAGGCGGCCGUUUCGGGCGUAAGGGGGUGGCCAUCAACUUCGUGACGGAGGAGGAUAAGCGCGCGCUGAACGACAUUGAGCAGUUCUACAACACAACUAUCGACGAGAUGCCCAUGAACGUGGCCGACCUCAUUUAACCCACGCACGAGAAAGAGAGAGGACUGGUGCGACCGAUGCGGCGUUGCCGUCGCCUAAAGUUUCCUGUGCAGCCGGUAUCCUGUCAGAUUCAUCUUUGGGUCGUCAGCGCGUGCUUUAAACGCUCCGCAGUUCACUAACAGAACAUAAAAAAAUCUUAAGUGUAUUAAAUUUGAUCAUUUUAAAAUGAGAGGGACUUCUUCUAAUAGAAGUAAUUUCGUUAGCCUGUUUCCGGGCUUAUGGCGUUUCCCGCUACGAAUCAUUUAUUUUAGAAGAAAUUUAGUUGGGUAUUGGAAUGGGUAUUUUAAUUACAAAAAGUGUAAAAGGAAACAAUAUUUCCUUAUUGGAUGUUAUAUAUUUUGUAUUAUACAUUAAUAAUAAAACGAGUCCGAUAAAUC
This is a messenger RNA of Sitophilus oryzae (rice weevil), 1716 nucleotides long. Its product is annotated as eukaryotic initiation factor 4A-like. The transcript is spliced from 4 exons. Gene Ontology annotation, molecular function: RNA helicase activity; ATP binding; RNA binding. Lineage: Eukaryota; Metazoa; Arthropoda; Insecta; Coleoptera; Curculionidae. The record is from RefSeq and is a predicted model, not a curated record. Bases 67 to 1320 code for a protein of 417 amino acids.